AUGGAUGACGACUUGUUGGCAGCACAAAGCUUCAACGGUGGCAUCAUCUUUGUCAGCUAUGUCAUUGCCACCGUUGGUGCACAAACUGCUCUUGAAUUACUCGGUAGACGUACUCACAUCAACGGCAUUCGCAAUUGGCUUUUUCUCAUCGCUGCAGCAUUGGCCAUGGGAGGUGUUGGCAUUUGGUCGAUGCACUUUAUCGGCAACAACAGCUUGACCUUGAUGUAUCAUGAUAACGUGUAUCAUUUAAGUUACUCGGCCGGGUAUACGUUUGCCAGUUUGGUCGUUGCCAUUGCAUGCAUGUUUGUGGCAUUUGCAUUUGUUGGUGUCACCGAAGAGGCACAGGUCAUGAGAAUCAUUCCGAGCGGUAUCAUUGCUGGGAUUGGCAUUGCAUGCAUGCACUAUAUCGGUCAAUUUGCCAUUGAUUUUUUCCAUUUGACUUACAAAGUCGGCUAUGUUGCAGGCGCCGUGGUGAUUGCAUGUGCCGCAGUGGUGACAGCACUUUACAUUUUCUUUAAGCUUCGCGAACAUUGGUCGAAUCGGUGGUACAAACGCUUAGGCUCGUCUAUGCUAAUGGGACUUGCAGUGUGUGGCAUGCACUACACAGCCAUGGCAGGCACUGAGUAUCGUGUGCCAUCCGAAGAUGGAAGCGUACCUGAACCAGCCCUUUCUCAAGCAGCUUUGAUUGGCAUCAUUGCUGCCAUUGUGGUCUUGGCAUGUGGAUUACUUUUAUUCAUUGCUAUCCGAGCAGGCGUGUCGCAUUUGCCAGCGAUCGUGCAAUCCGGCAAGUCGGAACGCCUUAUGUUAGGCGCGGUGUUUUUCGAUCGGUCGGGUAAAAUUCUCGUCAACGUGGAUGGACUUGUCCCAACAAAGGAAGUCCUAGCUGACAUUGACUUUGAGGCCGAUACAACAAAGAAACAUCUUGGCGGAUUCAAUACAAGUCAUCCACUAUUCCUUCGAUUUUUUGAAGCUACACAUCGAUGGGCUAAGCGUAUUCCAAAUCAGCAUUUGCAGCCACAUGCAUCCAGCAGCUAUGACCGAGGAUCGGAACAAUCUUCUACACGCACUCGGGAUCCUUAUGAUGCAGCCGAAAUGUUAUUUUUUGACGCGGCCCGAGAACUCGUUUCCCAAUUACGCUUAUCAUCUCUUGCCGAUCUUGGUAUUUUGUUUGACAAUGUUGUGUCCACCAACACCAUUGCUACUAAACUACCAUCCCAUCACCAAUUUUUAUCAUCGGCUUUGCGUUCACCCAUGGAUCAUUGGUUUGGUGCUGGUGGUGGCAAGAACAGCAAACGUAAUAGCACUUGUACAACAGCUGACAUGGCAAGAGCUUCUUAUUGUCCACCUAGCAGCAACCGUAACAGCAUGCAUGAUAUCACAGCCAACCAUCAACUCACAACCAAAGCAAGCAUGGAUACAUUCAACAGCGCUACCAUGCUUGAACAAGGCGUACACCAUUAUGCUUCAGACAUUGGACAUGCAACACAACAACAACAAUACAAUGAAGCGGUUUCCAAUGCACGUGAAAACAAGCAACGUCCCGUAUCAGGAUCCACUUUACGAUCAGCUGCAGAGUCUACUGAAAGUGUGGUCGAAGAUAGGCAUUUGUUUAUGGUGCGACGUGUGAGCAAAAAGGAACAAGCACGAUUGAUGGCACUUGGCUAUCGAUUUGCCGAUCCAGUAUUUAUCUCAAAGACCAUGGGGGCCCAUUUGCACAUUCCAUCCGAUCAUAUGAAUACGCACUUUGAAGAUAUGCGUCUCUUAGCUCAUGCCGUGCCAACAUUAUUGCAAAUGCAAUUGCCAGCAUCCAUUCCACUUUCAACUGCAGCUGCUGCAUUAGGCACACCCAAUUCAUCUUCUGGUACUGGUGGCAGUGGUGUUGAUAUUAGUACAGCUGCUUUGAGUAGCCCAUCCAAUGGAUCGAUUCAUUCCACCGAACACGAGACAAUUCCAGAAGGUGCAACACGAGGAUCAGUGUAUGUGGGCUUAUCCGUUAUGGUGCAAGAAGACAAGCAAAAUGAUCCCAUGAAUGUACACAUUUUGGUGGAUAAGGCACGGCGAUACACAUUCCCCAUGGUACGAUUCCAAUACGCCGAUGGUGAAAUCCCAACACAGCUAUCACGUGAAGAACGUAAUUGUGUCUUGAGUUUACAUGGUCAAACGUUGCAAAACAUUGGCAGUGGCAACUCCAUUGUACUUCCACGAGCAAGCACGACUACCAACAACAGCACAUUGUUUGAUGCAACACGGUCAGCAGCAAGUGGUGGUAGCAAUAGUGAUUGGGCUGGACGUAGUGGCGAUUCGACAACAAUGGUGGGAAGCCGAUCACCUGAUAAGGCUGGCACAACAUCACCUAUUGCCAUGGCAGCGGCAACAUCUCCAGUAUCACCCAUUGACAACCCUGGUUACGGUAUUACUGCAUUGGCGCGUUUUACACAAGCAUUGGAAGAUGCAGGUCGUAGGCUUAUGGGAUGUUCCAUGUAUGGCAAACCUUUAUCCUCUGUAGCCAAACUACAAGGUGAAGUGAUUGAUAUUCCACCUUUUGCAUUGACUCUUGGACCAUGUCAAAUGAUUUUGUUCCGUGCUUGGGUGACGAGUCCUGGUACCAUUUCAGCCAUCAAUCAGACAUCAAGUGAGACCAUCAAAUGCUUGCCCAUCCCUCUUUAUCGAAGUCUCGCCUAUUACAUCACGGAUCAAGCAGCAUACACUUAUCGGUCACUUGCCUUACGCAAUGUGCCUGAAUCAGCCUAUGUUGCUCAACAACGUGUGUAUCAAUCCACUGCUUCGUAUUCACAACAAUAUUUGCCAUCUACACAAUCACAACCUACAUGGCCACCUGCAUCUACCAUGCCAUCAUCCACACCAACAGCAUCAUCUUCUACACCUGUACCUUCUUCACCAAGGCAUUCCAAUUCCCAUCAUCAUCAUCAUCAUCAAGCACAACAACAACAGCAACAGCCAUCAUCAUCAUUCUUAUCAUCCACCACCACCACUCCCACCGCCUCUACAUCAACACCUGCUGCUGUUGUCUCCAGCCAUCAUGAUGAAAACAAGGAUGAGGAUAAAUCAAUGGCUCAAUUUGUCUCAUUACCACCUCCACCACGUGCACGCAAACCCAAAGUCCAAUCACCACAUGGGGGUGGUCUUUCACUGGCUAGUCUGCAAGAUGUUGCUUCUUCUGAUACCAACAAGAAGCGGCCCUUUGGUAAUUCACUUUCCCUUACUAUCGAGUUGCCCACCAUCCUCAGCAUCCUUCCUACUCUCGACCGCUUUUGGUGGCUCAAUAACGUCAUUGAAGAAACCAUGCAUGGCGAUUAG
This is a messenger RNA of Lichtheimia ornata, 3318 nucleotides long. RefSeq lists its product as uncharacterized. Bases 1 to 3318 code for a protein of 1105 amino acids. The record is from RefSeq and is a predicted model, not a curated record. NCBI's taxonomy places the organism in Eukaryota, Fungi, Mucoromycota, Mucoromycetes, Mucorales, Lichtheimiaceae. The transcript is spliced from 6 exons.